AUGGAAAUUAAGGCAUCGGAGGAUGGUCAGCAACAAACCCCACAGGCUUCCGACUCACAAGUGGAGGUGAAAACUGAAAAUGAAAAGAAACAAGAGAAGCCAACAACGGUAAGGAAAAGAAAGAAGAAGUUAGAAAUUGCCUGUGUUUACUGUCGUCGGUCACAUAUGAUUUGUGACGAAUCUCGACCUUGUCAACGAUGUAUCAAAAGAGGAAUUCUGCAUCUAUGCUACGAUGAGCCAUCAAAUCCACGACAGCGCAAAAAGGCAGCUUCUUUACGAAAGUCGACCAGUGAUGAUUCUUCAAUAUCUCCCCCUGCUCAACUGCAACAACAACAACAACAGCAUGACCAGAUCCUAUCUCAACCUCAACAUUCACAACAACAACAACAACAACAACAGCACCAGCAGCACCAGCAGCAAUUGCAUCUGGUAUUGCCGGUGCAACACGCUCAGUCUGGUGAGCAACAUCCAGACCUAGCGCAAUCUUCACAGGCAACGUCAAUGCCUGUGACGGCUCAACCACAACCACUACACCAGCAAAUCAGCCAAUCAAAUGUUAGCCAACCAAAGACAAUAAAAAACUCAGUACUUUCACAAACUUUUGCUUUCAAUCAGGAACCUUUGUUUUAUUCGGAACAUGCUGGGAGUGAGUUUAGUUCAUUGAAUGACUUUCUUUCCAUGAUUGAUGAUCCAGAAUUAGUGAAUGGAGCACUAAAUGAUGAUCCAAAUGGAAUAUUGAAUUUCGGUAUCGGCAAUUCAUUCAAUGUUGGAGGUGGAAACAGCAACACAAACCUCAACAAUGUGCUAGCUUUUUCACCCAAUACAAAUAUGUUUGGACCUACUUUUCCGUCAAAUGAUGACUACCAGCAUGACAACAACUCUGGCAGUACUGGUACCAAUACCAAUGGUAUUAGCACAACUGGAGGACAAUUACAACAAAACCUGCUGCUACUGCUGCUGCUGCUACCGCAACCGCAACUGCAACUGCAACUGCAACUGCAACAACAUUUUCAACACCACCAACUGCAACCGCAACAUCUAUUGACUGCUCAAACGAAUGCGGCACCUCCGCAAUCCCCUAAACCUGAACACCCUCCCAUCAUUUCAGACUCGGCUCGAGACAAGUUUUUCCUCACUGCUGCAGACCCCACAACAGAAAUCUCGCCAGAAGAGCGAUUAAAACAAGUUAUUAAGGCUAAAUUGGAGGCCGGUUUAUUACAACCGUACAAUUAUGCAAAAGGGUAUGCCAGAUUGCAAAGAUAUAUGGAUAAUUACAUGAACAUUUCGAGUCGGCAAAGAAUAUUAAAACCAUUGUCAAUUUUCAGACCUGCGUUUCGUGCGAUAGCCAGAACUUUGAAGGAUGUGGACUUGGUCCUUGUUGAGGAGAGCUUUGAAAGGAUGUUGUUGGAUUAUGAUCGUGUUUUUACUUCAAUGGCCAUUCCAGCAUGUUUGUGGCGCAGAACUGGGGAAAUUUAUCGUGGAAAUAAGGAGUUUGCAUCGUUGGUUGGGGUGACAACUGAUGAUUUAAAAGAUGGCAAAUUAGCAAUCUACGAAUUAAUGAGUGAAGAGAGUGCAGUGAAUUUCUGGGAAAAAUAUGGGGCUAUUGCUUUCGAUAAGGGCCAAAAGGCUGUUUUGACUAGUUGCAACUUGAGAACAAAAGAUGGUAUAAAGAGAAAAAGCUGCUGUUUUAGUUUCACAAUAAGACGUGAUCGAUACAACAUCCCUAGUUGCAUUGUGGGGAAUUUUAUACCUAUUGAUCCUUAG
Lodderomyces elongisporus is the source of this 1764-nucleotide messenger RNA. RefSeq names its product Cwt1p (gene CWT1). The record is from RefSeq and is a predicted model, not a curated record. Lineage: Eukaryota; Fungi; Ascomycota; Pichiomycetes; Serinales; Debaryomycetaceae. The coding region runs from base 1 to 1764 and encodes 587 amino acids. Gene Ontology annotation, cellular component: nucleus. Gene Ontology annotation, molecular function: zinc ion binding; RNA polymerase II transcription regulatory region sequence-specific DNA binding; DNA-binding transcription factor activity, RNA polymerase II-specific. The transcript has a single exon. Gene Ontology annotation, biological process: regulation of DNA-templated transcription.